Cucurbita moschata (crookneck pumpkin) is the source of this 799-nucleotide messenger RNA. Its product is annotated as zinc finger protein ZAT10. Gene Ontology annotation, molecular function: DNA-binding transcription factor activity. NCBI's taxonomy places the organism in Eukaryota, Viridiplantae, Streptophyta, Magnoliopsida, Cucurbitales, Cucurbitaceae. The coding region runs from base 25 to 636 and encodes 203 amino acids. The transcript has a single exon. Gene Ontology annotation, biological process: response to stress. The record is from RefSeq and is a predicted model, not a curated record.
CCUCCCUUCCCCUCAAACCCCACCAUGGCCUUGCAAGCUCUCAAUUCCCCGACCGAGCCAUGGGUCAAGCCAUCCAAGCGCUCAACCAACCCUCCGCUCGACUCCGACGACGAGCACUUAGCCUUUUCCCUUCUCAUGCUCGCACACGGCGGAAACAUCCCAUCUCCCACAAAAUUGCCUUAUUCUUGUUCCCUUUGUAAUAAGUCCUUCUCUUCUUACCAAGCCCUCGGCGGCCAUAAGUCCAGCCACCGGAAAUCAGACGCCGCCGCCGACACAGAUUCCACCACUUCCGCCGUCUCUUCUUCUACAAGGACCCACCAGUGUUCCAUCUGUUUCAAGUGUUUCCCCACUGGCCAGGCUCUCGGUGGCCACAAACGACGCCACUACGACGGCAACAACAAUAAAACCCUCUCUGCUGGUUCCGAUAGUAACGGCGACUCCACUCUCACGCACACCCAUGUCCGGGACUUCGAUCUCAACGUGCCGGCCUUGCCGGAGUUCUCGCCGAGAUUCCCGGACAGUCACCGGCGAGAAAAAAGUCAAAGUCAAAGUCAAAUCCGGGAGAAGUAUGUGGAGGAGGAAGUGCAGAGUCCUCACCCGUCGAAGAAGCCGAGGCUUUUGCUUCCGGUGGAAUGAUUCAGAUUCCGGCGACCCUAAAUCCAAUUUUUUUUUUAUAAAUAUUUUUUGUUUGAUUUUAAUUAUGGGUUUAGAUUAUUGGGAUUAAUUUGUUAGUGUACAAAUAUCAGUAAUUUAUUUAUUGGGUGUAUUUGGAAAUUUAAAUUAUUGAAGAGAUAAUCAU